UGAAGAAAGAAAAUCCAAUCUAGUUCACGGGUUUGCUCCAAAACUUAAUAAUAAAUACACCAUUGCAUGCACAUUCAUUUUAACACCACAAACACAACAAAUAUAUAAAAAAUAAAGAGGAUAAAAUGACAAGCAAGAAGGUGGCAAUUAUGGUGAUUGUAAUGGUGAUGGCUAGUUUAGUCGUUGAGAGGUCAGUGGCGAUUGACCUUUGUGGCAUGACUCAGGCAGAGUUGAAUGAAUGCUUACCAGCGGUGAGCAAGAAUAACCCGACGAGCCCAUCGUUACUUUGUUGUAACGCUCUGAAACAUGCUGACUACACUUGUCUUUGUGGCUACAAAAACUCUCCGUGGCUCGGUUCUUUUGGUGUAGAUCCCAAGCUCGCUUCUAGUCUCCCUAAAGAGUGUGACCUAACCAACGCCCCAACUUGUUAAGCAUUAUGGUGUUUUCCUUUGUUUGUUUAUUAUUUACCAUGUUUAAUGGAAUAUUCUAAUUAAAUAUAAGGAUAUUUUAAUGGAUUCGCUUAGAUUCAUACCGAGAUUAUCGCAUAGCUAUGGUUCACACUUCACAAAAUAAUAUCAA
Messenger RNA from Arabidopsis thaliana (thale cress), 579 nucleotides. Its product is annotated as Bifunctional inhibitor/lipid-transfer protein/seed storage 2S albumin superfamily protein. NCBI's taxonomy places the organism in Eukaryota, Viridiplantae, Streptophyta, Magnoliopsida, Brassicales, Brassicaceae. Gene Ontology annotation, molecular function: fatty acid binding. The record is from RefSeq and is marked reviewed. Gene Ontology annotation, biological process: systemic acquired resistance. Bases 126 to 431 code for a protein of 101 amino acids. The transcript has a single exon.